Candidula unifasciata is the source of this 1274-nucleotide messenger RNA. The record is from the annotation of a GenBank genome assembly. NCBI's taxonomy places the organism in Eukaryota, Metazoa, Mollusca, Gastropoda, Stylommatophora, Geomitridae.
AGCAGCAGCCUAUACCAGAUCAGAAUCCGGAAGCAAUCUUUGCCAACAAUGAACUCUCCCUAGCGAAUAUAGAAAUCUACGGAUUUGAUUAUGACUAUACCCUUGCCACAUAUACUCCGGAGCUGCACAAACUUAUCUUUACCCUGGGAAGGGAUGCCCUGGUGAAUAAAUUAAGGUAUCCUGAAGGUAUUUUGGAGCUUGAAUAUGAUUCAGAAUUUGCUGUAAGAGGGCUCCAUUAUGACAUUAAAAAGGUAAAACAUGGACCUAUGCAUCAGAUGGUUGAUCUUUUUGCAUUGCCUGAAAUCACUCUUAUAUCUUUGGUUACAGAGUAUUUUCUCACCAACAACAUCACCUAUGACUCAGAGUAUGUGUUUUACGACAUUCGAAAUACAGUUCAGAGCAUACACACGUCAGGCGUCCUGCACCAGGCCAUUUUAAAAGACCUAGAUGUCUACCUGUACUCAGACAAAUGCCACGAGACCAAACUGUUGCUGGAAAACCUGGCAGGUGAGGGCAAGAAGCUGUUCCUGGUCUCCAAUAGUGGGUUUCCUUUUAUAGAUCAUGGGAUGAGGUACAUGGUUGGAAAUGAUUGGCUGGACCUGUUUGAUGUGGUAAUAGUCAGUGCCAGAAAACCCAAGUUCUUUAAAGAAGGCUCCAGACCAUUUCGGGUCUAUAACGUGGAGCAGAAGGCACCAGAGUGGGGACCUGUCACCAGUUUGAAGAAAGGCACAAUCUACCAUCAGGGAAAUCACAAGGAGUUGCAGAAGAUGACCGGCUGGUACGGGCCAAAAGUGCUUUACUUUGGUGAUCAUGUUUAUAGUGACCUUGCAGACCCAUCCUUAAAGUAUGGUUGGCGAACAGGAGCUAUAAUUCCAGAACUUGAGGCUGAAAUCCAGAAACAAAACUCAGAAGUGUACAAAGCCAAUGUGCGGUGGCUGGUAGCGCUGCAGCAUUUGAUAGAUGAGAUGCAGCAUCAGAAUUCAUCAGAAUCGACUGAGGUGAUCAACUCUUGGCUAGAGGAGAGAAAUGAACUGAGGAAGUUGACAAAAUCCUUAUUCAACCCACACUUUGGCAGCUUGUUUAGGACAUAUCACAACCCGACAUACUUCUUUCGGCGUUUGGCCAGAUUUGCAGACAUUUACAUGUCAAGUCUGACAAACUUGUCAAAGUAUUCCACAAACUAUACGUUCUACCCUCACCGUAUUUUGCUGCCUCAUGAGCCGAGCUUGUACUCUACACGCUGGGGUCCAGGAAGCAACAUUGAAAGUGAAUGA